AUGUUCUGGUCCCCGAAGUUCGACCCCUCCAAGGACCUGAACGACCUGUCCGGUAAAGUAGUAAUUGUCACCGGAGCCAACACUGGAAUAGGGUACUCCACGGUCAAGCACCUCGCGAGAAAAGGCGCAAAGGUGUACCUCGGCGCGCGUUCUAGCGAGAAGGGGAAUGCAGCGGUCGCUAAGCUCAAAGAAGAGGGCAUUGGGUCUGGUGAAGUAAUUUGGUUGGAGGUGGAUCUGAGUUCGCCUGCAGUAUCGAAGAAGUCCGCGGAGGGGUUCUUGAAGCUUGGGGAAAGGCUUGAUAUUUUGGUGAAUAAUGCAGGGUGUACCUACGACAAGACGGACGAACCAGCCCAGGAUGACAUCACUGUUAUGAUGAUGACGAACCAUGUCGGUACCUUCCAAUUCACUACAAUGCUACUGCCCUGCCUGGAGAAAGCCGCUGCAGAGCCUGGAUCUGACGUUCGAAUUGUCAUCUUGACGUCGGAUGGUCAUACCAGAGGAUGCGCUGCCAAUCCCGAUAUUAGUUUCAAUGACUUGACCGAAUUCAAGAACCAAUACAAGGAAGAGAGAAUCCCUUACUUCUCCCGAUAUUUCAUAUCAAAGUUGGCAAACGUCCUGUUCACAAAAUCCCUUCAACGCAGACUGGAGAACACAAGCAUCAUGUGCAUUGCCAUCAAUCCUGGUCUCGUAAACACCUCUCUCGCUGAUAGAUUCGCCUUCCCGUGGCUCGCACGCUUCCUCUUGUCUUUCAUUGCGGACACUCCGGACAAGGGAGCAUAUACGUCGUGUUUCGCGGCUGCGUCACCCAAGGUCAGGGUCGAACCUGAGCUCUAUAAAGGGGCGUACCUGGAGCCGGAGACCCCGGGCCGGGCCUCGAUCUCCGUCGCUGACAUAAUCGCCCCUAACGACUGCUCUCGUGUCCAAAUUUUCCACUUGGACUCUCCCUUCUUCUUUUCUGCCCCUCUUUUUCUUUCUACGAUGCUGGUGACGCGGGUGUGGGCGCCUGCGUGCUCACAGCGCCCUUUUUUUGUCUCCCACUGGUUGAAGCCAUCUUCAUGCGCUCGGCGGACAGCUGCCACGGCGGCCGCGCUCAAACCCGCCCCGGAACCCGUUCACGACGAUAUCCCUGCGCCGUUUAUGCACCCUCUCUCGGAUAAGGACGUCCAGCGCCUGACAUUCCAGCGGAACAUUGGUGUCUCCGCGCACAUUGACUCUGGGAAGACGACGCUGACGGAACGAAUACUGUAUUAUACCGGGCGUAUUCGGGAGAUUCAUGAGGUCCGUGGGCGCGAUUCGGUUGGUGCGAAGAUGGACAGCAUGGACCUGGAGAGGGAAAAGGGUAUCACCAUCCAGAGUGCUGCGACCUUCUGCGAUUGGGAGGCGACGGACCUUGGGAAGGGCAGAAAGCAGAAAUAUGCCGUCAACAUUAUCGACACGCCAGGACAUGUAGACUUUACAAUCGAGGUGGAACGGGCCCUUCGGGUGCUAGAUGGUGCUAUUCUGGUUCUUUGUGCUGUUGCCGGAGUGCAGAGUCAAACUACAACGGUCGACAGGCAAAUGCGGCGGUAUAACGUACCUAGGAUCUCUUUCGUGAAUAAGAUGGACAGGCCUGGCGCAAAUCCCUGGAGGAUUGUCAACCAAAUUCGGUCUAAACUUCGGAUGACGGCUGCUGCUGUCCAAGUGCCCAUUGGUGUCGAGGACGAAUUUAAAGGCGUGGUCGAUUUGGUCCAUUGGAAGGCUAUAUACAACGAGGGUGUCAAGGGCAACGAAGUUGUGGUAUCCGACGAAAUCCCGGAAUCGGUCAAGGAACUCGCACAGGCCAAACGGAUAGAGCUCAUCGAACAACUGGCUGAAGCGGACGAGGAAAUUGGCGAGAAAGUGCUGAUGGACGAGAUGCCCACCAACAACGAAAUCGCCGACGCCAUCCGCCGCGCGACCAUCAGCCUCAAAUUCUCCCCUGUUUUCAUGGGCUCCGCGAUCAAGAACACUGGCGUCCAACCUCUCCUCGACGGUGUCUGCAACUAUCUGCCCACACCCGCUGAGAAGGAAGUCUUCGCUCAUGACACGACCUUACCUGCAUCUGCACCUCAAGUACCUUUAUCACCUGCCGCAGAUGCGCCUUUCGUCGGCCUGGCGUUCAAGUUGGAGGAAAGCCGUUUCGGACAGCUCACGUAUAUGCGCGUGUACCAGGGCACCUUGAAGAAGGCCAUGCAAAUUUUCAAUGCCAGGACUGGGAAGAAGGUUAAGGUUCCUCGGUUGGUCCGCAUGCACAGUAACGAGAUGGAGGACGUCGAGUCGAUUGGACCGGGUGAAAUUUGCGCGAUGUUCGGUGUCGAGUGCUCGUCUGGGGAUACUUUCACUGAUGGAUCGACCUCAUUUUCGAUGACAUCCAUGUUCGUCCCUGAUCCCGUUAUCUCGCUCUCGAUUAAACCCAAGGGCCUCGAAACACCCAACUUCUCUCGUGCUCUUAACCGAUUCCAGAAGGAGGAUCCUACAUUUAAGGUCCAUGUCGACCACGUCAGUAAGGAGACCAUCAUCUCUGGUAUGGGCGAACUCCACCUCGAGAUCUACGUCGAGCGCAUGCGCCGCGAGUACAACACCGACUGCAUCACUGGCAAGCCCCAGGUUGCCUUCCGCGAGACCAUCACCCAGCGCGCAGAGUUCACCUACACACACAAGAAGCAGACCGGUGGUGCCGGGCAGUACGCCAAGGUCAUCGGACACAUCGAGCCCAUGGAGAUGGACCCUGAGACGGGCAAGGACGUCGGAUUCGAGUCAGUCGUCAUGGGUGGCAAUAUCCCGACCAACUUCAUCCCUGCGGUCGAGAAAGGGUUCUACGAGGCGUUGGAGAAGGGGUCGCUCUCUGGAAACCCGAUCACUGGUUGCAGGCUGGUGUUGAAGGAUGGCGCCUUCCACGCUGUCGACUCGUCCGAGUUGGCGUUCAGGCUCGCUACGAUUGGAGCUUUCCGCGAGGUUUAUCGCAAUGCAAAGCCUGUUAUCCUUGAGCCUAUCAUGAACGUCGAAGUCGUCGCUCCGGGCGAGUUCCAAAGUCAAGUCAUUGGAGGUUUGAACACUCGUCGAGGCACGAUCAUCGAUAGCGAGGUCCGAGACGACGAAUUUACGGCUGUUGCGGACGUUGCUUUGAACGAUAUGUUCGGCUAUUCCAACCAGCUUCGUGGCUCAACACAAGGAAAGGGAGAAUUUAGCAUGGAGUACAAGUACCACCAACCUGUGCUUCCUAACGUCCAGAAGGAACUUGAGGAAGAAUACCGCAAGACCCUUCCUGCUGCUAAAAAGUAG
Cyclocybe aegerita is the source of this 3300-nucleotide messenger RNA. Lineage: Eukaryota; Fungi; Basidiomycota; Agaricomycetes; Agaricales; Hemipholiotaceae. The record is from the annotation of a GenBank genome assembly.